CGAGCCGCGGGGUGUGAGCCGCGCGGGCCGCCGUAGUCAGCUGCUGCGAGCAGGAAGUGUCCGAGCGGGUGGAGACUGCACCAUGGCCCCGGACCCCUGGUUCUCCACCUACGAUUCUACCUGCCAAAUUGCACAAGAGAUUGCUGAGAAAGUUCAGCAGCGAAAUCAGUAUGAAAGAAAUGGUGAAAAUACAACCAAGCUUACCGUGACAAUCAGAGCUUUGUUGCAGAAACUGAAGGAAAAGAUCGCCCUUUUGAAGGACUUAUUGCUAAGAGCUGUGGCAACACAUCAGAUAACACAGCUCGAAGGAGACCGAAGACAGAACCUCUUGGAUGAUCUUGUAACUCGAGAGAGACUACUUCUGGCCUCCUUUAAGAACGAGGGUGCAGAACCCGAUCUUAUCAGGUCCAGCCUGAUGACUGGAGGGGCUAAGCGAGGAGCACCCAACCCUUGGCUCUUGGAGGAGCCAGAGGAGACCAGAGGCUUGGGUUUUGAUGAAAUCCGGCAACAGCAGCAGAAAAUUAUCCAAGAACAGGAUGCAGGCCUCGAUGCCCUUUCCUCGAUCAUAAGUCGCCAGAAACAAAUGGGGCAGGAAAUUGGGAACGAGCUGGAUGAGCAAAACGAGAUAAUUGAUGACCUUGCCAACCUGGUGGAGAAUACCGAUGAGAAACUUCGCACUGAAACCAGGCGUGUGAAUCUGGUGGACAGGAAGUCCACGUCUUGUGGGGAAAAAGACUCCAUUCAAGGAAGGUGCCAGAGUUGUGUCCGCAUUCCAGAAAAGCCCGAGUCCUUAAAGAGAAAGCAUUGCAGCGAUAAGGUUUGUAAACAUCUACUCUUUGACCCUAAAGAAUCCACGAGGCUGCAGUUGGCUUAUCACUGUCACUCGCCACCUUAGAAUGACUUCCUCCAA
This is a messenger RNA of Dama dama (fallow deer), 910 nucleotides long. It is a transcript of the gene STX8, whose product is annotated as syntaxin 8. Lineage: Eukaryota; Metazoa; Chordata; Mammalia; Artiodactyla; Cervidae. Gene Ontology annotation, molecular function: SNARE binding; SNAP receptor activity. The coding region runs from base 83 to 895 and encodes 270 amino acids. Gene Ontology annotation, cellular component: endomembrane system; SNARE complex. The record is from RefSeq and is a predicted model, not a curated record. The transcript has 8 exons. Gene Ontology annotation, biological process: vesicle fusion; intracellular protein transport.